Messenger RNA from Linderina pennispora, 270 nucleotides. RefSeq lists its product as uncharacterized. Gene Ontology annotation, biological process: regulation of transcription by RNA polymerase II. Gene Ontology annotation, cellular component: nucleus. The transcript has a single exon. Lineage: Eukaryota; Fungi; Kickxellomycota; Kickxellomycetes; Kickxellales; Kickxellaceae. The record is from RefSeq and is a predicted model, not a curated record. Bases 1 to 270 code for a protein of 89 amino acids. Gene Ontology annotation, molecular function: DNA-binding transcription factor activity, RNA polymerase II-specific; RNA polymerase II cis-regulatory region sequence-specific DNA binding.
AUGGAGCGCCGGUUUGACUGCGAUUUAUGCGACCGGUCGUUUGCCCGGCAGUAUAAUCUGAAGACGCACCGGCUGACGCACUUCCCCGAUGCCCGCGAGUCCCGGCCCUUCCAGUGCCCGCACUGCACCAAGGCCUUCACGCGCAAACACGACUUGCAGCGCCACGCCGUCCUGCAUGAAAGACGCGACCGUUACCAGUGCGACAAAUGCCAGCUGGGCUUCCCCCGCAAAGAUGCGCUGAAAAAGCACACCGAGGCCGUCGGCCACUAA